This is a messenger RNA of Cooperia oncophora, 327 nucleotides long. The record is from the annotation of a GenBank genome assembly. Lineage: Eukaryota; Metazoa; Nematoda; Chromadorea; Rhabditida; Trichostrongylidae.
AUGAGCGCCGCUCCUGAGUUGAGCAACGUUCAGCUUGGUCUUCACGUAAAGUACGAUGCCAGAGAAAGAUUGCAGGUGCAUAAUGUCGAUUACUCAAGUAUCGCUGCUGUUCAUCUCCGUCCUGGCGAUAUAAUACGAGAGGUGGAUGACAAACCGGUAGCCAGCAAAACAAUGUUGAAAUACUAUGUCACAGAAAGUAUGCUGAAAAAUCGACGCAUAUGUUUCCUCAUUGAGUGUCCUGCCGGAGAGGCAUACCGCGAGAGUUGCGACAUGGCACCUGAUGUUACGGAGAUUGCCCUCAAACAGGUAAAUCAAAUGACUAAUUAA